Orussus abietinus is the source of this 2912-nucleotide messenger RNA. RefSeq names its product protein drumstick (gene drm). The coding region runs from base 638 to 955 and encodes 105 amino acids. Gene Ontology annotation, biological process: embryo development; embryonic pattern specification; embryonic hindgut morphogenesis. The transcript has 3 exons. Gene Ontology annotation, molecular function: DNA-binding transcription factor activity, RNA polymerase II-specific; RNA polymerase II transcription regulatory region sequence-specific DNA binding. Lineage: Eukaryota; Metazoa; Arthropoda; Insecta; Hymenoptera; Orussidae. Gene Ontology annotation, cellular component: nucleus. The record is from RefSeq and is a predicted model, not a curated record.
CCCCUUGGCCACGUUACUACGACCUACCAGUCUUCUGGGCUCUACUAUUCGGGGCUACCAAGUACCAACCGAACGCCGUGGGACCCACCACCACUCCACGCCCGCCAGUCGACGCCAAGCACCCAAACGGUCCAGACCCGUCCUUCCUACGGCUUCCUUACUGCUUACCGCUCCCUGCCGGCUCCCUGGCCCAUUACACGCCGCACACGACUGGCACCCUGCACCCUGCCGGCUCCCAGCCAGUAAGGCCCAAACCGCUCUCCUCGGCGAUCCCCUCGGCGAGCCCCUCGCCCGGUCGCUGCGAGCGGACCGCGACGCUCCUUCGCGCUCGCGCCCGGUUUUCGACGCCCCUGUUACCAUUGGGCCCACUGGGACCGCUGCUGGGACCGCUGCCUGGAAACACUUCGGAUCUGCCGACCGGUAGCCAACCCGGCGCUAUCCAUCCACCUCCGAGAAGGCCCGUGAUCUCAUCCAAGGAGGCGAGACCAGGCGGGAGGAGACCCACCGGCCACCAAGACAGACAAAGAGAGAGCCCCUCUACAAAAGAGUGGGGAGGAUCCCAGAGAGACAGAGAAAGAGAGAGCAGAGAUAGAGAGUUCUCGUCUGGCAGAAGAGGGAGCGGUGGGAAUUUAUAAGGAUGUUCGCGAUAAUGCCGAUGGAGACAGAGGGGCACGGCAGGGAGUUCGGCCGGCGGCAGAAGAUGCGCGCCAAGUGCACCGUCGAGUUCGUCUGCAAGUACUGCCAGCGACGCUUCACCAAGCCCUACAACCUCAUGAUCCACGAACGCAGCCACAAGGACGACGUCACCUUCACCUGCGAGGUCUGCGGCAAGUCCUUCAAGCGGCAGGACAACCUCAAGCAGCACAGGAGCAUACACUCCGUUCCCUACAAGGGCUCCAACGGCUACUCGAAUGGCUAUUCGAAUGGCUAUUCAAACGGCUACUCUAGGUACUAGAAGGCCGUUCCUGCCAAGAGACCCCGACCCCGCAGAACCCCAUCCCCUAGGGACCUCAUGUAGCGCUCUAAUGUACCCCAUCGCCGUCCUAACCCCACCCUGGGCCAUCCUAACCCGCCCCCCAGUCCCGGAUCGACGCGAAACGCGACUUCGAUUUCGCCUGAAAAUUAGAGGGAACGAGGGAAAGAAUGAAAGAGGGAGGAAAGAGGAGAAUGGGAGUGAGCACCGCUGCGCAACUGGCCCGGAUCGGAGCAAGAAUGGGCCCCUGGUUUGGGCUAGGGGCUGACUGGUUCGUUGGGCCGAUGUCAGCCGCGGAUUGGAUCUGAAUUCGGCAUAAAUGGAAUUGGAAGUCCACGAACAACCGGGAGGAAGAAAUUGGAUCUUUUUCAUCGGAAGGAAUCGAGGAGGGCAACAAUUGGGCCCUAUUCGUGGGCCUCUGGUCUUUGGCGGUGGUAACCGAGUUUAUGAACCAAGCCGAUCUUCGCCUGGCUGAUGUCCUAAAUUGGAAUACAUAAUAACCGACCAUCCGUUCCUCGGGGAUGCUACCGAAGUAUACUAAGCCGUGGCUACCGUGAACCACGCCCAGGCCCGGGGCGACAUCGGAAGAUGGGCCUUACCACCUGGGACCCUCUGAGUCGGUCCGCUCAACUGAGUCCAUCCUUCCUUCCGAGCUUCCUGCCGAAGAACGCUCGUCACUUAACGAACAGAGGCGACCCCCAGCAACGACCAUCUUCCCCGAGAUUGGGACCGACGUAAGUCCCAUUCUCACGUCGGCAGAAAUUGAGAUCGAAUCCUGAAAUGACCCUCACCGACGUUUAUUCUUCGCUUCAAAGACAAGGGAUCAAGACCAACGAACGCGUUAACUUCGUCAGUGGACCUCCGGCCCAAUAUUUGGGCCCGCUCGAUUGGGACCAACAUCAAGAAGCACCGAGUCGGAGCAUCUCAGCUGGCCCCCCGAUUUCCCGAGAAUCGAAGGCAUCUUCAAAAUCUCUGAAAAGAAGACUCCUCGGGAUUUCAACAUCAGGCCCAAUAUGGUCAUCGGUUCCAGUUCGUCCGGGAUUACUUUUGGGGAUGCCGUCGCGAGUUCGCGAUUUCGGAGCUACCGUGGGCCCCGCCCAGGCCUGAAGCGAACCUGGGAAUCGGGCCCUGCCAUUUGGGACUGUCUCGACGGGCCCUAUCGGAAACGGGGCCAGUUUCCGUCACGAGGGACGACCUUACCGCCAAGGAUGAAGCACUCGACCCCUGGGACACUCAUCUCUGACGACGUUCGCUUCUUUUCCACCAGGUAAACAUCGGGCCCAACUUGUCGGUUCCACUUUGUCCAGGCGCCGGGCCCGAUCGAGCGGACCGAUCGGACUCGGAAUCGGGCCCGAUUGGCCGUGACGUUCGGGACCGAUCGUGAUCGAUCGCGACCGACUUGGUCACGCCGAUCUCCCUCCAACAUUUCCCCUCGUUUCUCUAGGCGCCAUCUUUCUUUCGCGCCGCGAUCGCGCCUCGUUCUGCAGCGUCCGAAAAGUGGUCGGAAAAAUUCGGAAAAAAAAAUCGGAAUAAAUUCGAAAAAAUUGCCAGACGUCGAGCCGAAUCUUGUCGUAGAAUGCAUUAGGCUUCUUGUUCAGGAAGUAAAAUAAGACAUUAGCGACAGAGAACCGCAAUCGGCAGGGAAAAGUCUUCAACGCUGCGGCUUCUCGAGUCCUCGAGAGCGUCCCUGCAGCACCCUUUUCGCACUAACCAGUCGAUUCGUAAAAAAGGGCAGAAAAGCUCCGUUAAUAGCUGACUUAGUCACGUAACAUUUAACACUUAACACGUCGCAAGCGAUCCGCCCCUUCCCCGUUUCCCCGUUUUCCAAAAAUGAGACUGCAGUCGCGCUUUGUACAUAGCUUGACGGACAAAGACACCGUGUUUUUAAUAUUAUUAUUAAUAAUAUUAUUAUUAUAUUAUAAAUAUUGCGAGUAUUAUG